AGCAAGACCCCUUGGCUGGUGGUCGUGUGCGAAGUUUCGAGAUCGAUCGGUACUCGUAACCGUUGCCUGCCAGUGCCUGCCCUUGCUCAUAAGUGGCAUUUGUGUGGUAUUGACUGUGGUUCAAAUUCCUCAGAUGACGUAGCUCGUAGUGCUUGCACAGCUUCUUCGGGUUCAAAUAUCCUUCUCCCUUCCACCUGGUACUUUUCGUCCAUUGAAACAGUGCUCAUUGACGAGAAAGAAAAUCACCAGACUCAAGACUUUCACAUACUUCAUACCGCAACACACUUUACGCGUAUCAAAAAUGUCCGAAUCCACAUUCCACACCACCGGCGAAGACGUCCGCAAGAUGGAAUCCAGAGAAUCAAAGUUCCAUGACGGCAAGACGCCAAAGGACUCUGAUACUUCUGCUAUGAAGUCAAUCCUCUCCGAGCAGGAAAGCAAAGAAGCUGAAAUCGACCGAGUAAAAGCCAACCUGCCUCUUCCCGAACAGCCCGUUGGAGGAGCAAGUGCAGACCUGCAAUCUGCAGACCAGCGAACUGUCAACGUCGGCAGCGGUGGAGUCAAUGUCAAGCUGGGGACUCACUCGUCUGAUGGUCUGAGAGAGCCCGCUACAGCAGAAAGCAGUGCGAGAGUUGAUGGAUCAGAAUGGAAGAAGGAGACGGCUCCAUAAAUACGGAUACCUUAACAGGCAUAUUGUAUAGGCGCUUGGGAAUUCUGACGGCAAGUUGGAAGGAUCAUGAUCAUAUCGGCACAAUAGAUGCCUCUAGCUCCAUUUGAUGGAGUCAAAUUGCGUAGCUCGAAAAUGAGUAUUUGAGAACCCAAAACAAAAGCAC
Molecule: messenger RNA, 833 nt
Organism: Exophiala xenobiotica
Lineage: Eukaryota; Fungi; Ascomycota; Eurotiomycetes; Chaetothyriales; Herpotrichiellaceae
Exons: 2
Coding region: 302-670 (122 amino acids)
Source: RefSeq, a predicted model, not a curated record